GGAACACUGUUACGGUCGUGUCUCUUGAGCGUUGCUAGACGAAGAACGCAGGUAGGGCCUUUCCAGCUACCCCGAGGACUAUAUAUGCAAGUCCCAGGAUCAGAGUAGGCUAUCAAUCAUGCUUAGCUUUCUUACUCGCUCUUCAGACAGGCCUAAGUCGACAGACACCCCACUCACACAAUCUAACGGCGUGAAGGAUGCGAACGUCGUAGUCGACGCCCAGUCUUCCAACGGACAUACUGAGACAGCGGAGAAAGGUGCAUCCAAGGGCGAGGCGGGGAAGGAGGCUGAUCUGGAGCCCAAGAAGGAGUCUCAAAUCACACAGGAUGCAUCCUCCCAGCCCUACACGGAACCCACGAUUGAGACCAUGAUCACGCCUCAUAGUGACCGUAGCAGCAGACGAUCUUUAUGGCGACUUCCUUUUCUUGGUGCAAUUGCUCAGCACGAAGCUCGAAAGCCUAGUCUAUCUGCUGUAGCAGAGCACGACAGGAAACGUCGCGCCCGCAACGACUUUGAGAAGUACGAAAAAAACCUCUCUCGUUCAGAGAAACGUGCACAUGAAUCUGCCGUCGUCGUUCGUACGCUCAUUGUUGGACCAUUCGGCAUCGUGCCUACUUCCGCCAAGACAAAACCUUUGUCAAAAGCAAAGCUGGCGAAAGUCAAGUCAGAGCUCAUUCAUCCAAAGUCCGCCAACAAAGUCAUAGCUCAAUUACGCGCGAUGCCUUCUGGUGACAACCUCAUAGGUGCUGGAACCAACCUAGACGGAUCGAAGUCUACUGCAUACCCCAGGGGACCGAUUCAUGCAGUCUGCCUCGCAUACACCGAUGAGGAGGCGCAUCAGCAACACUUUCGCAAGCUCAAGGGACAGGCUGCAGUAACAGAAGCAGUAACGUCGACCUAUAUAGAACGUACCGUUAGUGCCACGACUGCUUUUGAGACCGUAGCAAGUGUCACCAAUGCGUCCGUCACCCAACUGACGGAGAUGUUCUCCGAAUUGAAAAUCGUCAGUCUCAUCGCCUCUCCAGACCUUGGAUUAGGGCAGCCGGGGGAUGGACCAGGCAUACUGAGUGGAGCUUUACCAACCGCGGAUACGGUCUUGCAAGGUAUUCAACAGAUAACCCCCCAACUUCUGGCGUUAGGGUAUGCUACGGGAAAGGCCAUCCUUCCCGACCAUUCUGGUAUGGAAUGCGAUAUAUGCCUUCUCCAUCCGGCUGACACCGACAUCGUAGGUGUAUAUCCUCCUACUGAUAGGAUGUCGGUAAUAACAUAUUGGUGGGGCUUUGAACUGGUCCUUCCACCACCGUCUAUAGAUUUCCUCGGUAAUGUCCCCUCGAUUGCACACGCCGUCAUGAACUUCCUUACAGGCUUGUCACUCGUCAACAAUGGUAUCCGCGAGAUUCUUCCCUUCAUCCGCUAUAUAUCGCAAUAUAUCGACUCCGAGUUCAAUAUGAUCAAGAGUCAAGAUCAGAGGCAGGGGGUAGUCUGUGCUGCAACCUGGAUUAUGCCAGCAGCACUUGUUCCACGCCCGUGGGACUUCCCCCCACCACCAGUCGCCGAUAAACCCUCGACGCCACCUGACUCCGGCGCGGACACACCAAACGAAGACGUUCCAACUCCAUCACCAGGAACUCCUCGUUCUGGGCAGCCCACUCUUCUGCCCCCUCCACUGAACACCGAUUCAGUCUUUGUGGGUGUAGAUGGUAUGCCACCUAUAGACGAUACCCCAGUAGAGGUGACUGCAGAGGGGACGGAUAUACCCGACGUUCAGGUGAUCCCACCCACGCCGCCUGCUACUGAAACCCUUCGUGUCAAGGAGAGACACCUGGAAGAGCAGGAGGGACGCACAGAUGGCGGAGUGGAUAACCUGAAAGACCUUGUUGCGGACAAAUAAUACUGAUUCUUUUCCAUCUUUAUUCUUUCACUCUUUGCAUGGAUACCGAUUCACUACCUUUCACGAAAGCACAUACCUGAUACAAUUGAUACCCACCUUCGUUUCCUUAUAACUAUCUUUUAUGGAUGGGACUUUUCCUCCUCUUUGCAGCUUGUUCACUUGAUGGAUGUAGAUUAUAUAGGCCUGUCCGAUCAUAGUACGAUCCUAUCCCGAGUUCAAUGUACAAGUCCAGGAUUAUCAGUACAAAUUUAUAGAAACAUAACGUCUUCCAUCCGAUAUGAGCAGGGUGCGAUCGC
Messenger RNA from Somion occarium, 2187 nucleotides. NCBI's taxonomy places the organism in Eukaryota, Fungi, Basidiomycota, Agaricomycetes, Polyporales, Cerrenaceae. The record is from the annotation of a GenBank genome assembly.